Messenger RNA from Sungouiella intermedia, 1299 nucleotides. NCBI's taxonomy places the organism in Eukaryota, Fungi, Ascomycota, Pichiomycetes, Serinales, Metschnikowiaceae. The record is from the annotation of a GenBank genome assembly.
AUGUCUCACGAAGGCCAGGAAGAAUUGUUGGACUACUCCGACUCGGAAGAAAUCGCCGUGCAAACCUCCACGGCUCCAACCGAAGAUGCCACCAACGGCAAGGACGCCGAUAAGAAGGGCUCUUAUGUUGGUAUUCACGCUACUGGUUUCAGAGAUUUCCUCUUGAAGCCGGAGUUGUUGAGAGCCAUCGGAGACUGUGGUUUUGAACAUCCAUCUGAAGUUCAGCAGGUCUGUAUCCCUCAGUCCAUUUUGGGAACCGACGUCUUGUGUCAGGCUAAGUCUGGUUUGGGUAAGACUGCCGUUUUCGUGUUGUCCACCUUGCAACAGUUGGACCCAGUCCCAGGUGAAAUCUCCACCUUGGUUAUCUGUCACACCAGAGAGUUGGCUUACCAGAUCCGUAAUGAGUACGCCCGUUUCUCCAAGUAUAUGCCAGACGUCAAGACCGACGUGUUCUACGGAGGAACUCCAAUCUCUAGAGACUUGGAGAAGUUGAAGAACAAGGACACUUGCCCUCACAUCGUGGUGGCUACUCCAGGUAGAUUGCACGCACUUGUUGAGGAGAAGGGUAUUCGUUUGAACAACGUCAAGUCCUUCGUCAUCGAUGAGUGUGACAAGGUUUUGGAAUCCUUGGACAUGAGAAGAGAUGUCCAGGACAUUUUCAGAAACACUCCUCACCAGAAGCAGGUGAUGAUGUUCUCUGCAACCUUGUCGCAGGAGAUCCGUCCUGUUUGCAAGAAGUUCAUGCAGAGUCCUUUGGAAAUCUACGUUGACGACGAGGCCAAGUUGACCUUGCAUGGUUUGCAACAGUACUACUUGAAGUUGGAUGAGAAGGACAAGAACAAGAAGUUGUCAGACUUGUUGGACUCCUUGGAAUUCAACCAGGUGAUCAUCUUUGUCAAGUCUACUUCUAGAGCCAACGAGUUGAACAAGUUGUUGUGUGCCUGUAACUUCCCAUCUAUUGCUGUCCACUCUGGAUUGAAGCAGGAGGAGAGAAUCGCCAGAUACAAGUCGUUUAAAGAGUUUAACAAGCGUAUCUGUGUCUCCACUGAUGUUUUCGGAAGAGGAAUUGAUAUUGAGAGAAUCAACUUGGCCAUCAACUACGACUUGCCAAACGAGGCUGACCAGUACUUGCACAGAGUUGGUAGAGCUGGUAGAUUUGGUACCAAGGGUUUGGCCAUCUCUUUCGUGUCCACCAAGGAGGAUGAGGAAGUCUUGGAGAAAAUCCAGUCCAGAUUCGACGUCAAGGUCACCGAAUUCCCUGAGGAGGGUGUCGACCCAUCCACCUACAUGAACACUUAG